This is a messenger RNA of Physeter macrocephalus (sperm whale), 813 nucleotides long. RefSeq names its product chromosome 14 C20orf204 homolog (gene C14H20orf204). The coding region runs from base 1 to 813 and encodes 270 amino acids. NCBI's taxonomy places the organism in Eukaryota, Metazoa, Chordata, Mammalia, Artiodactyla, Physeteridae. The record is from RefSeq and is a predicted model, not a curated record. The transcript is spliced from 4 exons.
AUGAGCCCAGCUCUGGUGGGCAUGGGUCAGGGCAUGGCCAAGGGUGAGGCUGUACAGGGGGUGCUUCCUGCUGUAGCCAGACCUAGGUCAGUCCUGCCCUCCAGUCUUAUGGGUACUUGGGCCCUCGCACCCAUGCAGACCAGAGCUGCGGGUGCUGUCGUCUGUCCUUCCCCAAACCUGCCAGCCCUGUGCCUAGAGCAUUUGUUGAAUGGCAUGGCGACGUCUCUGUUACACCAGCUCAGAGAUUCCCGUGUGUGUGGGCCCCCCAGGCCCGCACUCUGGGCGCUCCUGCUGGCGCUGCUGGGGGCUGCACCGGGCCGGGCCAGGCUCGGCGCCUGCAGCGUCCCCGACGUGCUCCACCACUACCGCGCGGUCAUCUUCGAGGACCUGCAGGCCGCGGUGAGGUGGACCGGGCCGGGCUCCAGACAACUCCAUUUCAUUCAGAAAAACCUGACUGGAGCCGCGGCCUCCCGAUGGCGGGGCCGGGUGGGAGCCUCCUGUGGCGCCCAUAAGGAGCACAGUAUCCUACUGUCCAUCGUGGCCCUGGGUCGGACCCUACGUGGGGCGGUGGCCGGGGGCCGCCGCGGGGCUCUGGAAAAGGCAGCUUGGACCGUGGCCGUGCGCACCGAGGCGGUGAUGCGGCGCCACUGCCGGACGCUGCGCCAGCGGAGCCGGCGGCCCGAGACGCGCCCUGUUCGGCGUCGGGGCGGCCGGAGGCGGCUCCUGCUGCGCGCCCUGGACGCCGUCGCCACCUGCUGGGAGAAGCUCUUCGCGCUGCGCGCCGCGGCCACCGACGGCUCCUGGGGCCCCUAA